Messenger RNA from Coturnix japonica (Japanese quail), 1418 nucleotides. RefSeq names its product X-box binding protein 1 (gene XBP1). Gene Ontology annotation, cellular component: nucleus. NCBI's taxonomy places the organism in Eukaryota, Metazoa, Chordata, Aves, Galliformes, Phasianidae. The record is from RefSeq and is a predicted model, not a curated record. Gene Ontology annotation, biological process: regulation of DNA-templated transcription. Gene Ontology annotation, molecular function: DNA-binding transcription factor activity, RNA polymerase II-specific; RNA polymerase II transcription regulatory region sequence-specific DNA binding.
GUGCCCGCCACACGACGGCGGCGGCUGGGACGGGUCGGUGUGUCCGUGUGUCGGUGUGUCCGUUAUGGCGGCGCUGCGCGGAGCCCCGCGGCUACUCCUUGUCCCGGGCGAUGCGGCCGAACCCGCUCCAGGCCGCCGUCUGUCCGUCGUGCUGCCCGCAGGGGCCCCUCCAGGCCCUACGGAAGCUCCGCCGCCUGCCCGCAAACGGCAGCGCCUCACCCACCUGAGCCCUGAGGAGAAGGCCCUGCGCAGGAAACUGAAGAACCGAGUGGCGGCUCAGAGCGCACGGGAUAGGAAGAAAGCGAGGAUGACGGAACUGGAGCAGCAGGUGGUGGAGCUGGAGGAGGAGAACCAGCGGUUAUUGAGGGAGAACCAACGGCUGAGGGAGCAGACCGGCAGCCUGGCCAUGGAGAACCAGGAGCUUCGCUGCCGCCUGGGGUUGGACGCUUUGAAGACAGAGCCGGAGUGUGAGGCUAUGGAUGUGAAGGAAUCCAAGGUGGAUGACAUCAGGUUGGUGACCGGGUCCGCUGAGUCCGCAGCACUCAGACUACGUGUUCCUCUGCAGCAGGUACAGGCCCAGCUGUCACCAUUUCUGACAACCUCCACAUGGAUUCUGAUGGCUGUGACUCUUCAGAUUCUGAGUCUGAUCUCCUGUUCGGCUUUCUGGACAGUCUGGACCCAGAAAUAUUUCUCAAAUGUGCUGAUUCAGAAUCAUCCAGCCUGGAAAAGCUGGAGGAAGAGAUGUGUGGAAAAACAAAUUCCAUACCGACCUCCCCCUCUCCCUCUCUGGGGUCCCCAUCAGCUAAGCUGGAAGCCAUUAAUGAACUCAUAAGGUUUGAUCACGUGUACACAAAACCCUUAAUACUGGAGUUUCCUGUUAAAAUGCGCAACGAAACCAAUAUGCUUGUGAAAAUUGAGGGAGUGUCUCUCUCUCCACCUGAAGACGAAGCAAUUGCUGAGGUCCCAGUGUCUGUGAAAGAGGAACCUGUAGACAGCUUAAUGCCUGAGCUGGGUAUCUCUCAUCUGCUUCCCUGUCACCAUAGCUUUGCAGCCUCAAGCUCUCUGCUGGAUGCUGGUAGUGACUCUGGAUAUGAAGGAUCCCUGUCACCCUUCAGUGACAUGCCCUCUCCUCUUGAUGCUGACCAUACUUGGGAGGAUAGCUUUGCCAAUGAACUUUUUCCUCAGCUGAUCAGUGUCUAACUUGGUAGUGUUAACUGUCCCUGGUUACCUCCUGGCAGGGUAACAUGAUAUAAAUAUACACCUCUUUUCAGCGGGUGGAAAGGGGUGGAAUUGAAACUAGAUGAUCAUUGUGGUCCUUUUCAACCCAGGCCAUUCUAUGAUUCUAUUCGGAGAAGUGCUGCUUGUUUCUUCCUAUAAGUGCUGGUAGAUGUAGUGAUGGCCAUUCAUUUUUACUGGUG